Molecule: messenger RNA, 1384 nt
Organism: Cicer arietinum (chickpea)
Lineage: Eukaryota; Viridiplantae; Streptophyta; Magnoliopsida; Fabales; Fabaceae
Product: GDSL esterase/lipase At4g10955-like
Biological process (GO): lipid metabolic process
Source: RefSeq, a predicted model, not a curated record
UUAUUUCUCACUUUCUCUUUGUAUUUUCAUUUCUCAUCUUAUUCUCUUGUUUGAAGAUCUCACUUCCGUUUUUAAUUUAUUUCUCUUCUAGUAUUUGAAGACAUUAAGGCAAGUGGGGAAGUUAGGUGCAAUGGCUUCUGAGAGUAGCAAUUUUGACAUCUCUGGACCCUUACAUCUAACUCAUGUCAAUUGGGAUAACCCAUAUAAUCGAAAGUCAGUAGCUGCUAGUUUGGUCCAAGGUGCUUACAUUCUAGAAGAGGAUCGACAAAAACAAAGGGAAGGUUCUAAUGCUCUAGCACCUCGUUGGUGGACAUUCUUCCACUUUCAACUCCUUCAUACACUAGUUGAUGAUGUUGGUAACUCCAUAUUUGGUGCAAUUUAUGAGUUCAAGCCUCCAUCAUCAAUGUACAACAACACCUUACAUAGAGGUCCUCGUUAUGUAAUCGCGUUUCGAGGGACUAUGAUCAAAGUAAGCUCAUUUAUGCGUGAUAUUAGAUUGGAUCUCAAACUUCUCAAAAAUGGACUUCAUCGAACUUCACGUUCAAAAAUUGCUAUCGAAGCCGUCAAAAACACAGUGGUUAGUGUUGGCAGUUCCAAUUUAUGGUUGGCCGGGCACUCUCUAGGAUCAGGCAUGGCAUUGCUUGCUGGAAAAACAAUGGCUAAAAAUGGUGUAUUCAUUGAGACUUUUCUUUUCAACCCUCCAUAUGCAUAUGCUCCAGUCGCGAGAAUCAGAAACAGGAAAUGGAAACGUCGGAUUAAAUUCGCUGGCAGUAUGCUAACGGCCGGAUUCGCAAUUGCCAUGAAGGAUAAGAAAAAUUCUACCUUUGAUUCAUUUGUUGCUCUGCCUAACUGGAUUCCAUGCUUAUUUGUGAAUCCACAUGACUAUAUAUGUUCAGGGUAUGUCGAAUACUUUGAACAGAGAAGAAAAAUGGAGGAGAUUGGUGCUGGAAGCAUUGAGAAGAUAGCAACACAAAACUCAGUUGUUUCUCUUAUGAUGAGUGCAUUGUUUGAUAAGGAUUCUGAACCUAUGCAUGUCAUUCCUUCAGCUAAUGUGACUGAGAACUUAACUCCACAACAGAACUUCAUAGAAGCUCAUAGACUUAACCAGUGGUGGAAACCAGACUUACACUUGGAAUCCAAGCUCUACAAAUACCAGUAGUUUUUCUAGUUAUUCUACUCAAUUGCUGCAUUUAUGUAUUUUAAUCUAUUUUGUUUGUGGUUUUCCAUUUGAAUUUUUUUAAAAAAAUUAUUAUUAAUAAGGUAAUAUUAAUGGCCAUUUUAUAAUUGAUGAACUAAGGAUGAUAGUUAUUAGUGCUGGAUUGAAUGUACAUGUUUUUAGUUUCCAAAAGAAUCAGAAUCAGAAUCAGUUGGAUUGCUUUGCCUA